GGAUCUUCGCGCGGAGGACACCCCGACAAAGAGCUAGGCCCGAAGUCCUGUGGAGACCUGGGGGGCGUCGGAGACGAGGGCCUGGCGGCAGCAGGAACCACACAACAACGGGGCCCCGGCCCGGGGGCUGCUGGAACAUGUGCCGGGGGCUCCAGUUUCUCUGACAGGUGCCAGACUAUGUUCGCAGUCCUGAUUCUUCUCAGCCACCUGCCCGCGGUUACCAUCGCGUUUCCUCAUUGCACAAGAAGCCUUCAGGAUUCCGGGCACGCCAGAGCAGAAGUCUUUACAUCAAAAGAAGCAGCAAACGUUUUCAUCCGCCGGCGCCUCCUGUAUAACAGAUUUGACUUGGAGCUCUUCACUCCCGGAGACCUAGAAAGGGAGUGCAACGAAGAACUUUGUAAUUAUGAGGAAGCCAGAGAGAUUUUUGUGGACGAAGAUAAAACGAUGACAUUUUGGCAGGAAUAUUCAAUUAAAGGACCAUCCACAAAAUCAGAUAACAGAGAGAAAAUCGAUGUUAUGGGGCUUCUGACUGGAUUAAUUGCUGCUGGAGUAUUUUUAGUUAUUUUUGGACUACUUGGUUACUAUCUUUGUAUUACUAAGUGUAAUAAGGAACAAUAUCCAGGUUCUUCAGCCGUCUACGUAAGGAGGAGCAGGCACGCUCCCUCCAUCAUUUUCAGAAGACCCGAGGAGGCUGCCUUAUCUCCAUCGCCAUCUUCUGCCGAGGACACAGGAUUACCUUCUUACGAACAGGCGGUGGCACUGACCAGAAAGCAGAACGUUUCACCACCGCCACCAUAUCCUGGGUCACCAAAGGCUUUUAGGGUUUUUAAAAAGUCUGUGUCACUUCCAUCUCACUAAGCUCACCUUGCCAUCUUGGUAGAAGAAACCCAUGGUAUUUGAAUGGUUUGUUCUCCCUGAACCAAAAUAAAUAAAUAAAUAAAUAAGCAACAGCAAGGAAUAAAGGAGACAUCAGCUAUGUACUACACUAAAGUUCUGUCUGCAUCUUGGACCUGAACUUAAUCAUUAUCAGCUUUGAUAAAAGACUUUGAUGCCAUAUUCUUGCAGUUCAGAAGAAAGCACUUUUUUGUAUUGUUUAUCUUAAUGGUUCAGAAAAAUCUUUGUGAUAGCAUAGUUAGAAUUUGUGAACUCUUAGUAUCUUUUGUACAGAAAAAUAUUAUAGAUUCCAUGUGUUGAAUAUUUAAAAAGUAAGAAUUUCUAUUCAUUAGAUUAUCCCAAGUUAGGAUAUUGGACCUAUUUUUUUUUUUUUUUUUUUUUUUUACAGGCAGAGUGGAUAGUGAGAGAGAGAGACAGAGAGAAAGGUCUUCCUUUUUGCCGUUGGUUCACCCUCCAAUGGCCGCUGCGGCCGGCGCAUCACGCUGAUUCAAAGGCAGGAGCCAGGUGCUUCUCCUGGUCUCCCAUGCGGGUGCAGGGCCCAAGCACUUGG
Lepus europaeus (European hare) is the source of this 1444-nucleotide messenger RNA. RefSeq names its product proline rich and Gla domain 4 (gene PRRG4). Gene Ontology annotation, molecular function: calcium ion binding. The coding region runs from base 178 to 858 and encodes 226 amino acids. The transcript is spliced from 6 exons. Gene Ontology annotation, cellular component: extracellular region. The record is from RefSeq and is a predicted model, not a curated record. NCBI's taxonomy places the organism in Eukaryota, Metazoa, Chordata, Mammalia, Lagomorpha, Leporidae.